AUGACACUCAAAUUGCUUAUGAAUUCGACAUGGGGAUAUUCCAUUAAGAAACCUCAAGAGAUGAAGAGUAAACAUUAUGAGAAGGUCGACAACUUUGUUGAAAGGUUUUCUCCUUUUGUUUUGAAGUACGAAUUCACUCAAGGUCAAAGUGGCUUAGUAACCACAUUAAAACCUAUUGUCGAACAUUGGUCUUACCCUCAGUUCGCAAAGGCAGUCCUUGACAACUACAACAAAUUCUUCUCGGAAGUCAAAUCGAAAGUCAAGGUUUACUAUGAGAACAUUGACGCACUCAUGACGAACGAAGAAGGCUAUAACAAACUCAUUGAAAUGGGUUUAGUCGGUGAAAAGAUGGGUCGAUUCAAAUUGGACAAAAUUUUCACCGAAGUUCAUGUAAUAUCGAAAAGGAAAUAUUGGGGCAUACUUGAAGACGGCACAGAAAUAAAACAUUGCAUGAAAUAA
Trichomonas vaginalis G3 is the source of this 459-nucleotide messenger RNA. Its product is annotated as DNA/RNA polymerases family. The record is from RefSeq and is a predicted model, not a curated record. Bases 1 to 459 code for a protein of 152 amino acids. NCBI's taxonomy places the organism in Eukaryota, Parabasalia, Trichomonadida, Trichomonadidae. The transcript has a single exon.